This is a messenger RNA of Myiozetetes cayanensis, 1506 nucleotides long. It is a transcript of the gene SLC7A6OS, whose product is annotated as solute carrier family 7 member 6 opposite strand. The transcript has 5 exons. Gene Ontology annotation, biological process: developmental process. Bases 13 to 972 code for a protein of 319 amino acids. Lineage: Eukaryota; Metazoa; Chordata; Aves; Passeriformes; Tyrannidae. The record is from RefSeq and is a predicted model, not a curated record.
CCCCGGCGGGCCAUGGCCUCCGCGGCCGUGCUGCGGGUGCAGCGGAAGCGCGGCGGCCCCGAGCCGGCCGAGGCGCUGCUCCUCGCCUGCAAGCGGCGCCGCGAGGAGCCGGUGGAGAGGAGCCUCUUCAAGCUGGUGGCGACCGUGUCCUCCAAGAAUGAACCGGUUCAGAAAUACGUUAGGGACGCCAUCACACGAGACAAAGCAGCUCAGAGUCUGCGGCCGUCUCUGGGAAGCACUCAGCGAAUCAUUGAGGAGCUCCGUUCUUCCAAGCAAGUGAAAAGGAAGGAAAACCGCUACCGUGUAAUAGCCAGCCAUCGACCUGGCUGUACUGAAACAGCUGCACCUGCUGCACGUGCUGAGGCUCCCACUGAUGGGGACAGGUCAGACUCUGGAGCAAAGGAAGAUGCUUCACAAGAGGAGGGUGGUGCUCUUGAUAAGAGUUCGGACUGCUGUGCGAAAUUCCAGUUGUUUGAUAUUGUCCAAGAGGAGAUGGUGGGAGACUCCAGCAUAACCUCUGCAAACUCACAGAAGAUUGAUCCAGAUGUGAUUCUCUGCAAUGCAGUAGAGAUGAUCCGUGAGCGUUUAAAUGUUUCUGAAGAUGCUAAAAAACACCAUGACAAGGAAGAUGAGUAUGUUUAUGACAUCUACUAUAAGGAAACAUCAGCCCCUGGUUGGAUCGAAAAUAUCCUUUCUGUACAGCCCUACAGAGAAGAAUAUGAAUGGGUAAAUGAUGAUCCUGUCCCAGAGGAAGUAUAUGAAGAUGAAGAUGAUGAAAAUGAUGAAAAUAACUGGCGUAAUGAUUAUCCUGAAGAAGAUGAAUUCUUACCUGAGGAAGAUGGAGAAAAAGAGCCUGAAGAGAGCUCCAGUGACGAGGACCAAUAUUACAGGAGAAGAACGUGGGACAAAUACCGACAGGAGGUUCUACAGGAAUUUGGAUACGACGAGAUGGAAGAUCUGGGUUCUGACUAACAGUUCUUUUUUGAAGAUGACAGGUGUACUGAAGAUGAAAUUCUACUGCUGUAGGAGAAUGUACCACCUGAACAGCCAACUUCAGCUGGUAGAUAUUGAACAGAGGGGUGUGAGUUGACAACACCGAUUUUUGUUCGAAGCCAAAGUGUUGUAGUCUUUCUGCCCACUGUGUGUACUGAGGUUCUGAAGGAACUUUUUUUCCCCCAAAGCUCCCCGCCCAAGUAUUUGUACCUGUAGUGACCACACCUCCACGUUCUACACAGAGGAACUGCUGGCAGCAGCCCUUCUGGUCAUGCCUAAUGUGUCAGCUUUCACAAGAAGAUCAAUGUGUCUGCCCUGCUGGCAAGUGGAAGUCUUUGAGAAAGGCACUGUCCUAGUGCUUUCUACUGUAUUUGUUUCUGAGUGUCAAGUUACUUUCUUUACAAGUGUUGGAGAAUAUGAAAUGCCUUGGCCUGUCCAUUACUUUCCCAGUAGUUUUACUGUUGGAGUAGAACAAUGCAUACUUAAAUUGUAAAUAAAAAUGUUUUGACUAAG